Messenger RNA from Toxotes jaculatrix (banded archerfish), 1845 nucleotides. RefSeq names its product inactive all-trans-retinol 13,14-reductase. Lineage: Eukaryota; Metazoa; Chordata; Actinopteri; Toxotidae. The transcript has 11 exons. Gene Ontology annotation, molecular function: oxidoreductase activity. The record is from RefSeq and is a predicted model, not a curated record. Bases 4 to 1845 code for a protein of 613 amino acids.
ACAAUGUGGCUGUUGAUUGUCUUGGUCUGGCUGGUGAUAUGGGCCGGAGGCACAUACUGGUACCUGUUUGGAAAACCGAGCCCUUUCUCCCUGGAGUCAGUGAGACCUCCUGGACCUCGUGAGUUUGAUCAGAAGAAGCGGGACAAAGUUAUCAAGCAAGGUUUCAGUCCUGACAAGGUGCCUCAGAAAAUGGAUGUCAUUGUCAUCGGUAGUGGUAUUGGUGGGCUGACAGCUGGAGCCACACUGGCCAAAGCAGGGAAGAAGGUUCUGGUGCUGGAGCAACACGACCAGGCAGGAGGCUGCUGCCACACCUACAUAGAGAAAGGCUUCGAGUUUGAUGUUGGGCUUCACUACAUCGGUCAGCUCCAUGAGAACAGUCUGUUGCGUAUCGCCUUUGACCAGAUCUCUGAGGGCCAGCUGGAGUUCCAGGAGCUAAAUCAACAUUUUGAUACCAUCCACAUCGGCCUGGGCGAAGACAAACGAGAGUACACCAUUUUCUCUGGGAAAACUGAGAUGAAAGCUCAUCUCAUGAAGCAAUUCCCUGAUGACACUGAGGCCAUCGAGACAUUCUUCAAAAUCAUGAAGGUCUCAGCUAAGAAGACACACUAUCUGGCAACUUUAAAGCUGAUCCCUCAGUGGGUGUCUUUAUUCAUGCUGAAGUCAGGUAUCGCAAACCUCGUCUCCCCGGUCUUCCGCCUUUCUGGCACGUGUGCAACGGAUUUGGUGAACACCCUGACCAGCAACAAGGACCUCCAAGUCAUCUUCUCGUACCUUUUCUAUGGCGUACCUCCAAAGGACUCCAGUGUAUUGAUCAAUGCCCUCCUGAUUCAUCACUACAAACGAGGUGCCUACUACCCUAAAGGUGGUGCCAGUGAAAUCGCCUUCCACAUCAUCCGCACCAUUCAGAAAUACGGAGGAAACUGCCUGGUCAGAGCUCCUGUCUCCCAGAUCCUGGUAAACGAGAAGGGAGCAGCUUAUGGCGUGAAAGUGAGGAAAGGUCAGGAGGAAGUGGAGGUUCAUGCACCAGUGGUCGUCUCAAACUGUGGCAUCUUCACCACCUUCCAGAAACUUCUUCCACCUGAGAUUCAAAUCAAACACGAUAUCCAGGAGAGACUGAGCAUGAUGAAACACGGCAGAGGAUCAUUCUUGGUCUUCUCUGGCUUUGAUGGAACUGAGGAGGAGUUGGGCCUCACGCCCACUAACUUCUGGCUGUUCAAAAACAAUGAUAUGGACGAGUCGAUGGAAGACUUCUUUGCACUGAGCAAAGAGGAAGCACCAGAUAACAUUCCCAUGAUGUUCAUCACCAUGCCGUCUUCCAAAGACCCAGAAGCCAAAAUAAGACACCCUGGAAAAUCUUGCAUGACAAUAUUGACCAUGGUGAAGUAUGAAUGGUUUGAGGAAUGGAAGGACACUACUGUGCGCAAAAGGGGUGAUGAAUACUACAACUACAAAAUGAGAUUUGCUAAGAAGCUCUUUGACUGGGCCUGCACUCUGUUCCCCAGAAUCAGAGACAAGCUGGUUUUCCAGGAUGUGGCGACCCCACUGACCAACAUGCACUACCUGGGUGCCCAGCGUGGAGCCAUGUACUCCGCUGAGCACAACCUGGACCGUUUCCAUGCCGAGGCUGUGGCCAGGAACAGGUGCAACACCCCCGUCAAAAACCUCUACAUCUCAGGCCAAGAUGUGUUCAGCUGUGGGAUAGCAGGAGCUCUACAUGGUGGACUCCUCUGCGCCUCUGCAGUGUUAGAUCACAUUGUCUACAUCGACUUGCUCCUCCUCAAGAAGAAGCUGAAGAGGAGGAAAGCCAGAGAGCUGGCCCAGCUGGCUAAGAAGAAACUGCAGUGA